AUGACGAGGAAAAGACGUGAGCCCACGUCAGACCUAGAACAGGAAGGUCGCGAGUCUCAGAAAAGGAAAUUUGUCGCCUGCCAGCGAUGUCACUCGCAUAAAAUUAAGUGCUCCGGCGACUUGCCAUGUAGCAAAUGUCGUUCGGUAGGCUGUGCCGACGAAUGUGCUUAUGCCACUCGGGAUCGCCAGGUCAAAGUGAGCGAGAACUAUCUAGAUCAAAUCCUUGCAGAAAAUCAGCGGCUCAGGGAGCAGUCGUCAGCCUCGGCCAGAGCAACCGAGAUCCAUGACCCGCAAAGAGCACCUUCUCGGCCCGCAGAUGCUCCAGAUAGCACGGGAAUCCAGAACCCUCUUAUUGGAGAUCGUGCUUGGUUCCAUCGGUAUGACCCAUCCUCGCCGCCCAUCUACAUCGGCGAGGCAGCAUGCUCAGCAUUUGCAACUCGAUUUCGUCGCUUUUUGUCGGGAAACAGUGCGAUGCCACAUAUUGCACGCACUCAAUAUGAGCGGGAGGAAAAGAUCGCUGCAGCGAAUGAAGCUGAUAUACAGUGGCCAAGUCUCCACCAUGCUCGGCUACUGGUCCGGAUAGCAAUCCACCAAAUCGGGCACCUGUAUCACCUCAUGAUGCGCAAGUCAACGUUGGACAAACUGGAAGAAAUAUACCAAACACAAGACUUUGACUGCAGAGCUAGCAAGUGCAAGUUCUUUGCUUUGUUUGCCUUCGGGCAGGCAUAUUCGAUUCGGUCUGAGCCAUAUUCUGGGUCGAGGGUACCAGGGACGUCUUACUUUGCCCGGGCUAUGGGUCUGGUUCAGAUCCUCCCAGAGAGAACAAGUGUUACACAUUUGGAGACCUUGUUACUGUUGUCUCUUUUCUCGUACUAUCUCAACCGACGCCAUUCAGCAUACAUCCUGAUUGGGAAUGCCAUGCGAAUGGGCCUGACAAUCGGACUGAACCACAACAUCCCUGAGUCCCAGCUCAUCGACCCAGCCGAACGUCAGCACCGUAUUCAAAUCUGGUGGACUAUAUACAUCUUCGACCGGAUGUGGGGAUCUAAGAUGGGGCUGCCGAUGCAGAUCCUGGAUGAAGAUAUCCAUGUUGACAUACCAUCCACAAUCUCCCCUCGCUGGCGGCACGAAGAAGAGCUCUCCGACAGCGAAUACAUGACAGCAAACAUCAAACUGGCCCGGAUAGUCGGUGAGACAAUCACGAAGCUCUACAGCCGACGAAAGUACCAAGAAACCUUCCUCCAACGUGUCCAAAAGCUUCUCAAAGCCCUAAAGCAUUGGGUUGAAACACUCCCGGAGUCCUUGCGACUAAAUAUGGAAGACCUAGAAUCCAGCAAAAAGCCCGUUGUCUCCCUGCAUAUGGCCUUUAACCAAUGUGUCAUUUUGUCCACACGCCCCACACUCCUCCACCUCCUGAUCACCCUACGCCAAGCCAAACCGGCAGCAGACAGUGCCGGAACCGAAAGCGAAAGCGAAAACGAAACCGCCUCUGUGUCACAGCCAGUUUUGACGCUAAGCGAGGCAUGCAUCCAUGCAGCCCGGCAUUCACAUUCCAUGAUCCUGACCCGGUGGAUAAACGGCUCUAUGCCAACGUUCGGUUAUUUCCACGCACACUACCUAUUCUCCUCGGCAUUGAUCCUGGCAAUGUCCAGCUUCGUCCCGAUCGGCAAUCCGUCCGAUAUGACCGGGUUCGACUCUGCGCUGGACUUGCUGCGCUCGAUGACGGAGAACGGGAAUCUUGCCGCUGCGGAGUUCUGCACUAAUCUGGAGCAGGUGAAGAAUUGUCUUGAUGCCUAUCGUGGGUUGAAGGUUGGUCGGAGUGAGGGUGUCGUCGAAGUAGCACCAGCUACAAAUGUCCACCCUGAUAACGGCUCUGCGUCUGGGUUCGCUGGGCUGUCGACGUUGGCGAGUAUGACAGCUAAUAGUUCUAUGCAUGCUUUGGCACCAAACACAUCCGCAUCUGCGCCUGCGUCGGUUGCGCCAUUGAUGUCGACUCACGAAACGUUCGCUUCUGCUCCCACUGCCCAGCCAAUUCAACAAGGAAUUGAUCCAUAUUCGUUUCCAGCUCGUGAUACCGUCAGUGGGUACACCACUGAGAUGGCAUUCCUGGAGCCGACCAUGCAGGAUUUCCUCGCGCAGUCAGAUAUCGACCUCGGCCUUUUGCAUCCCGUUGAUGCCUUUUUUAACGAAGCGGAAAAUCUUUAUACAUGCCACGAGUUAUAG
Molecule: messenger RNA, 2223 nt
Organism: Penicillium brevicompactum
Lineage: Eukaryota; Fungi; Ascomycota; Eurotiomycetes; Eurotiales; Aspergillaceae
Product: transcription factor domain-containing protein
Exons: 5
Coding region: 1-2223 (740 amino acids)
Biological process (GO): positive regulation of transcription by RNA polymerase II; DNA-templated transcription
Cellular component (GO): nucleus
Molecular function (GO): sequence-specific DNA binding; DNA-binding transcription factor activity, RNA polymerase II-specific; zinc ion binding
Source: RefSeq, a predicted model, not a curated record